AGAAGUCGCCAUGAUGAUGCUCAUGGAUACUUUGACGGACAAGCCGAAUUGGCACGAGAAGGUGUUUGAUGAGGCCAUUGUCGCGAAAUGGCGGCACGAGGCCAUGACGCAGCCUCAGCAUAGCCUCUUUUUGAGAAUCAUGGAGGGCAAGUGGGAUUCAGAUAAACAUCCUUUUCCCCAAUGCCGAAUCCUCUCGGAAGAAGCCUUUGAGUUUUGCAUUGCGGAAUUACGCAACAAGGCCAAGUACUUUGUCGAAACCGGUCUAAUCCCUACUCUUGAUUCGGCGGGUAACGCCAUCAUCAAGUCGGAUAACUUGAUCAGUGACAGUCUUCGAGAUGAACUGGUCACGGCAUUUGACACGCUCCGAGCAGACCAGGCUGAGAAUGUGGACUGGCAUCCUCGAAGCAACGACAUGGUGCAGAACCUAGUGCACCCGUCCAUGUAUCCCUUUGUAUUUGGCCGGUCCAGGUUCCUUGAUGAGGAGCAAGUUGGCAUAAAAACUGCCCUCGCGUUCAUCGGCGAGGGCAGAGUCGUACCAGAAAUCGAGUCCAUGCCAGAUUAUGGUGAAAGAUUUCUCGACUCAUAUUGGAUAGGGAUAAGAAAUGUGGUUCCUAAAGAGUAUCGUUCAAGCGUGUACCAGUGGCUACCCGCCAAUGUGGCAUUCCGCGACGAUGGAACAACAGAGUUUACUAGCUACAUCAACAACCUGCAUCCAGAAGAGUAUCCGAGCAUUUACGAAGCAAUUGAGCAUGCCAUUGACACCGCUCUGCCCGCGUGGGACCAAUGUCUACGGAAGAACAUUACCUAUAAGCACGAUAUCGUGGCUGGGAGAUGUGACUCUCGUUUCGAGCUGAUAACUGAGGCAAGUGACGGAGACGAAGAUUUAUGGACGAAAUCAGCGACGUAUGGUGUACCGGAUGAUGACGAACCAGAUGAGACGGGUUAUGUUCGCACCUCAGCCUUUAGGGCGCUCAGAUAUCGGUGGCGCCACGUUCACACCAGCGUCGGUCCAUUACUCUAUCCCGGCGAGUGGGUUCAGGGCCGAGAAGCCAUUCUCCCAGAGCCGAAGGAAUUUGCAGAGAUCGACUACACGCCCAAGAGAAGACUCGGCAAGAUGUUCAAGAAGCACGGACUGCAGGUGAUUGUGAAGAUGGCGAGCAUUGAGUUGACUCCCGAGAAGCCUCAUUUCCCAUCGGGGUCAUGGCAUGUUGAGGGCCAGAUGAACGAGAGAAUAUGCGCCACAGCGCUAUUCUAUCUUGAUAGCGAAAACGUGACGGACAGCCAUUUGUCGUUCCGCAUGCAGACAGACUCGUAUCUGCAAGACCAUAUCUCAACCGGACAAGACCAGUACAACUACGUGGAGCGCGUCUAUGGCACCGGCCUGGGACACUCUGAUGCCGCCUGCUUGCAGACCUUUGGAGACGUCAAGACGCCUCAAGGCCGGCUGCUUGCUUUUCCCAACGUAUUCCAACAUCGAGUUUCGUCGUUUGGACUCAAAGACGCGACCAAGCCGGGCCACAGGCGUUUCCUGGCCCUGUGGCUUGUUGAUCCUCAUGAGCGCAUCGUUUCUACCGCCAAUGUGCCGCCUCAGCAGCGAGACUGGUAUGCUGAUAGCGAGAACUACCCGCCUGAGAGCCUCAUGACGGUGGGAGAGGCGCAGGAGCAUCGGCUGAAGCUGAUGGACGAGCGAUCGAGACACGACGUCAAAGUGGAGGGUGAACUACAGAGUGCUUCGUAUAAUUUUUGCGAGCAUUAGCGAUGGACAGUUGUAGCGUAGAUUUG
Molecule: messenger RNA, 1782 nt
Organism: Trichoderma atroviride IMI 206040
Lineage: Eukaryota; Fungi; Ascomycota; Sordariomycetes; Hypocreales; Hypocreaceae
Source: RefSeq, a predicted model, not a curated record